This is a messenger RNA of Penicillium cinerascens, 459 nucleotides long. Its product is annotated as DUF4396 domain-containing protein. Lineage: Eukaryota; Fungi; Ascomycota; Eurotiomycetes; Eurotiales; Aspergillaceae. Bases 1 to 459 code for a protein of 152 amino acids. The transcript has 3 exons. The record is from RefSeq and is a predicted model, not a curated record.
AUGUCCCAGCGACCCAUGUUUGCUACAGUAACGGUCGCCGUCUGCCAUUGUGGCGCCGGCUGUUUGCUCGGGGAUAUCGUUGGGGAAUGGCUCGUGUAUGGGACAGAUGCAAAGAUCAAUGGGCACCAUCUAUGGGUGUCCUAUUUGGUCGAUUAUGGGUUUGCGCUCUUGUUUGGAAUCUUCUUCCAGUACUUCUCAAUAGCUCCGAUGUCUGGGCAAUACGGCCCCGUAACCGUCUGGCGCGCUUUGAAAGCAGACUUUUUGUCUUUAACCUCCUUUCAAGUCGGUCUCUACGGAUGGAUGGCCAUAUACCAGAUAGCCAUCUGGAAUUUCGACCUGCGAACAAACAACGUGGUUUAUUGGUGGAUGAUGCAGGUGGGCAUGUUCUUGGGCCACUGGACCGCAGCCCCGAUGAACUGGCUUCUCAUAAAGUAUAAUGUCAAGGAGCCUUGUGCGUAA